AUGCCUUCCCUCACCCCCCUCUUCGGCAAUGACAUUCGUCACGGAUUUACGUGGGGAAACUUCUUGGUUGCUCUCGUGUUCCUCCCCAUUGGAUACGCCAUAGCACGAGUCGCCUACAACAUUUUUCUACAUCCUCUACGGCACUACCCGGGCCCAAAAUUAGCUGCUUCCAGCGAUCUCUACUAUGCCUGGAUGAUAGUCACAGGGCAGCCUCACAAACACAUCGCUGAACUCCAUGCACAAUACGGGCCCGUCGUCCGCAUCGACCCAGCCCAACUAUCAUAUACGGACCCAUCCGCUUGGAAAGACAUCUUCGGGCACCGCAAACAAGGGCAAGCAGAACACUCAAAGGAUCCAAUCUUCCAUGCCCCCUUCCGCAGUAACAUCAUUGGCGCCGACCGCGAUGACCAUCGCCGUUUCCGAAGGCUCCUGUCGCAUGGGUUCUCGGCACAAGCUAUGAUGAACCAGCAGCCGCUUAUAACUCAGUACGUCGACCUUCUAAUCCAGCGACUGCAUGAGAACGCAGACGGGGGCACGCGGAAGCUGGACAUGGUAAGCUGGUACAACUGGUGCACGUUCGAUAUUAUCUCCGACCUUGCGUUUGGGGAGCCUUUUGGGUGUCUGCAGAACAGCGACUAUCAUCCGUGGGUCUCGGCAAUCUUCGGCGCCGUCAAGCAGAACGCGCUACUUGGGCUGAUUGGAAGGUAUGCGGUACUCGCGCCGUUGCUGAAGGCAAUGAUACCCGAGUCGGUCAAGAGAAAAGCGCAGGAGCACUUGGACUUGACCUACGCAAAGGUUGACAAGAGACUUGACUUGGCAACGCCUAGGCCUGAUUUCAUUCAGGCAAUGACGAUGAAGGGAGACUUGACCAUGAGCCGGGAGGAAAUCUACGACAACGCUAAUAUCCUCAUCGGGGCCGGGUCUGAAACUACGGCAACUGCGCUCUCCGCUGCAACAUACCUACUAGCAAUGAAUCCUCCAGUCCUGCGGAAGCUUGUCGCUGAGGUCCGGGGAUCAUUCUCUUCAGAAGGUGAUAUUGAUUUCGUGAGCGUCCAGAAAUUAGACUACAUGUUGGCUGUGCUCGAUGAGACCUUGCGCCUGCAUCCCCCGUCACCUAACGCGAAUCUGAGGCGCGUGUGUGACGGCGGAGAUGUCAUCUGUGACAAGUUUGUUCCUCACGGGACCAGUAUUGGCGUCUGGCACUACGCCAUCUUCCGCGACCCCAGAAACUUUACCCUCCCUGAUUCGUUCAUCCCGGAGCGGUGGCUUGGCGACAAGCGCUUCGUCAAUGACAACAAGGAUGCGCUUCAACCGUUCUCGUUCGGGCCGCGGAAUUGUAUUGGAAAGAACCUGGCCUACGUUGAAAUGAGGAUCAUCUUGGCUAGAGUCCUGUACAACUUCGAUCUCACGAUUGCAGAAGACUCGAAGAAGUGGCAGGACGAGGAGGAGGUUUACACAUUGUGGCUCAAGGGUGACCUGAAUGUCUAUCUGAAUCCCAGGAAAUGA
Molecule: messenger RNA, 1506 nt
Organism: Colletotrichum gloeosporioides
Lineage: Eukaryota; Fungi; Ascomycota; Sordariomycetes; Glomerellales; Glomerellaceae
Product: Isotrichodermin C-15 hydroxylase
Exons: 5
Coding region: 1-1506 (501 amino acids)
Molecular function (GO): monooxygenase activity; iron ion binding; heme binding
Source: RefSeq, a predicted model, not a curated record